Molecule: messenger RNA, 1778 nt
Organism: Bicyclus anynana (squinting bush brown)
Lineage: Eukaryota; Metazoa; Arthropoda; Insecta; Lepidoptera; Nymphalidae
Product: cytochrome P450 6B5-like
Exons: 3
Coding region: 174-1706 (510 amino acids)
Molecular function (GO): heme binding; iron ion binding; monooxygenase activity
Source: RefSeq, a predicted model, not a curated record
GAUCUACAUCUUUAUUAUUUAAAAUUUACGUUUGUCGUAUCGUCUCAAGUCGUAAACUUUUCUCCGGUGUUUCAAAAAUGUAAUUAAAUUUUAUCGCGAGAUACAAUAAUGAGUAAAUCCUUUCGUUUUGCAACUGAUUUCGUGAACACACGUAAUUUACGUGCAUUUCCAAAAUGAUUCAGCUUCUAAUAGUAGUAGUUGUGAUAGCAUUAUAUUUCUAUGGGACAAGAAACUUCGAUUUCUUCAGCAAGCGCGGAAUCAAGUUUGAGAAGCCGAUGAUAUUCUUCGGGGGAUACCUGAGGCAGCAUGUUGAUAAAGUGAGUCUUUCUGGACGUUUCGCUGCGCUCCACCGGGCGCAUCCGGAUGAGAAAUUCGUUGGAUUCUUCGAAGGGAACAGCCCAGCCGUCGUCAUCAUUGAUACGGAACUAAUAAAGCAUGUACUGCUGACGGACUUUCGUGAUAUACAUCACAGAGGACUUAUUCCCCGGACGAAGUUCACGGAACCUUUGAUGAGGAAUAUACUCACCUCAGAGGGAGACACGUGGAAACUGAUGAGGCAAAAGUUGACACCGGCAUUCUCGAGCGGUAAACUGAAGGCCAUGUUUCCACUUAUUGUUGAAAUGACUGGCAAAUUGACGAAGUUAGCUGAUGAAGCGGCGACGAAAGACGAAGUCGACGUACGCGAAAUGAUGGCUAGAUACACGACCGACUUUAUCGGGGCGUGCGGCUUUGGUAUCGACUCGAACGCUUUGAAUGAAGAAAACUCAGAUUUUCGCAAACUCGGCAAGCGUAUAUUCACUUAUACAAAUAGGGAUAUAUUCAUUAAUGUGAUGAAAAGGGCUUUUCCCUCAGCUUUUGAGUAUGCUCGACAGUUUGCACCCGAAAUCGAGCACAAAACCAUGUCAAUCAUCAAAGAAAUCAUGACUCAGAGAAACUACCAACCUUCAGGUAGAAAUGAUUUUAUAGAUAUUCUCUUAGAGCUCAGACAGAAAGGCAAAAUUGUUGGGGAAUCUAUUGAGCAUCGCAAUCCUGAUGGUUCUCCGGCUAUUGUCGAACUUGAUUUGGACGAUGAACUGCUUGCGGCGCAGGUGUUUGUUUUUUUCGCUGCCGGAUUUGAAACUUCGUCAUCGGCCAGCAGUUACUUUCUUCACUGCCUAGCUUAUCAUCCUGAAAUUCAGGAGCGAUGCCAGAAGGAAGUUGACGAAAUUAUCGCCAAGUAUAACGGCAAACUCUGCUAUGACGCCAUUAGGGAUAUGAAAUACCUGGAAAUGGCUUUCAGAGAAAGCUUACGUUGUCUUCCGUCGCCCGGGUUCAUUAUCAGAAGAACAACAUCUAAAUAUACCAUACCCGGUACCCAGGUGACCUUGGAUGACGGCUCCGUAAUAAUAGUGUCAAUAGAAGCUCUCAGCAGCAGUGAAAAGUACUUUGAGGAUCCUGAAGAGUUCAGACCUGAGCGAUUCCACCCUGACAAUAUUGGAAACAUAAAAAAAUUUACAUUUAUGCCUUUUGGAGAUGGACCACGAUCGUGUAUAGGCGAGCGGAUGGCCGUGAUGCAGUCGAUGGCGGGAGUGGCGGCCAUCUUGCGCAGGUUCACAGUGGCGCCAUCUCGAAGCUCCGUGCGGAAACCGCGCAUCGACCCGAAGUCUAUCCUCGUACAAACCAUCAUCGGAGGCCUGCCUCUGGCAAUACGACGACGACUAACAUAACAUUACUAAAUUACGAUAAACUAAAUAUUGUCGUUUUUUUCUUAACCGACCAAAAUAGCGUCGAAAUUUUUA